Messenger RNA from Melampsora larici-populina 98AG31, 636 nucleotides. RefSeq lists its product as uncharacterized. Gene Ontology annotation, molecular function: protein serine/threonine kinase activity; ATP binding. The record is from RefSeq and is a predicted model, not a curated record. Bases 1 to 636 code for a protein of 211 amino acids. The transcript is spliced from 3 exons. Gene Ontology annotation, biological process: protein phosphorylation. NCBI's taxonomy places the organism in Eukaryota, Fungi, Basidiomycota, Pucciniomycetes, Pucciniales, Melampsoraceae.
AUGCAAUGUUAUAAAGCAGAAUUGCUUAUAAACAAUCAAGUUCAUCGUGUUGUGGCUAAGCAGACAUUCAGUCUCCACUGUCCAUUGGGGCACUAUCAGGGUCAAGCACAGACAUAUGUGCAUGUUGAAGGUGUUAUUGAGAAGUUCAAAUCCAAUGUUUUGAGUAAUGAGAAAUUCAAUCAGCUCGAGAAGGAUCUAGUCAAGACUUUGGGAAUUGUUAAGACUUGUGUUGUGCAAAUCGUGGGUACUGAAGAAUCACACAUGGAUCUCAAGAAUGAUAGCUCAAAUUUAUGGAUCUUUGAAGAGGAACUUGUAGGUGACUACGUGAAGUAUGUUGGGAAUAAUAAUUUCACCAUUGAAACCCAAAAGAAAGAUGACCCACUUCAUGAAAUGCUUCAUGCAAUGUCUCAUUAUGAUUUGAAUGAGAAUCAGGGACGCUCUUUUGUAUGUGACCUACAGGGAGUGGGUACUACACUCACUGACCCAGCAGUCAUUGAUCUUGAUAAAUCCUUUGGGAGAGGAAACCUGAACUAUGAUGGCCUCAAGCUCUUCAUAUCUCAACACAAGUGCAACUUGUGGUGCAAAAAGUUAGGCCUCACUUCAGCAAAAAAAUGGCAGUCAGAACUCAAGAAGUAG